GAAUCAGGAGGGAGAACUCCGCCAGGUGCGUGAUUUCCUCGGAGGUGACAAGAAUUCAUUUCGAGGACAUCGAGGAGUACUACAAGAAAGGGCUCCCGCUGUCUGGAAAGGUGGUGAUCAAGUUGGGCUCGGGGAAACCAAUGCCAGGAGUGAAGGUCUACCUGUUCAACUCGUUCAACCCCGGGGCGCAGGAGAUCCUGGUCGACGACCAAGGAGAGGGGACCUUCUCCCUGGACACCUCCGAGUGGGAGGACGAGCUCGUGUCCCUCAUGGCCAUUUACCACCUCCAGCCCGAGGACAGCUACCACUAUCCCCGGCUCCCCAGCCACUCCCACGCCCGGCACUCGGUCAAGCGAUUCUACUCCAAGUCCAACAGCUUCCUGUCCAUCAGGAGCCGCGAGAGGGAACUGCCGUGCACGACGGAGCUGGAGGUUCCCAUCAGCUACAUCAUCAGGGUUCUGCCGGACAACAGACCCCUCAGUCUGGACGUGUUUCACUUGGUGAUGGCCCGAGGGAGGAUCGUCAGCUUUGAGAAGAGCACACACUCCAUCAAAGGCACAGAGGAGGGAAGCUUCAAACUGCAUCAACGGAUCAGCCUGGACAUGCCUCCCUUCGCCCGGAUGCUGGUCUUCACCGCGCUCCCCAACGGGGAACUGAUCGCCGACACCAUCAUGUUCAAAGUCGCAAAGUGCUUCCGCAAUCAGGUGCAGCUGCAAUUCUCCAGCCUUGACGGUCUGCCGGGCACCCCGAUCAGCAUCGACGUUCGGGCAGAGCCAGGCUCUCUGUGCGGCCUCCGUGUUGUGGAUCAGAGUGUUCUGCUCCUGAAACCGGAGAAGGAACUAACGAUAGACAGC
Molecule: messenger RNA, 854 nt
Organism: Hypanus sabinus (Atlantic stingray)
Lineage: Eukaryota; Metazoa; Chordata; Chondrichthyes; Myliobatiformes; Dasyatidae
Product: alpha-2-macroglobulin-like
Exons: 6
Source: RefSeq, a predicted model, not a curated record